CGAUCGUCUUUCUUCACUGUGGACCCAUUGGGAAAGAAAAAUCUCUUUUUUCUUAUUUUCAAUUAUACAAAUUUAAUUUUAAUCAUGGAUUUUAUCAGUUUUGCCCUUUUUAUUGUUUCCGCGUUUAGUGUUUUCAAGGCUCAAGAGGGCUAUAUCCUUGCAACGUCAAAGCAACAUCAUCAGAGGCAAAAUUCAAAAUCAACAAUUACUAAUAGUAAUAGUAAUAAUCAUAAUAAUAAUAAUAAUAAGGAAAAUUAUUUGGCGAACUCUCGAUAUUAUUCCCAAGAGGCUAAUAUCCUUGGAAUUGCUGGCAAAGACUAUCCAAAUUUCCAUACAAUUCCGCAAACACAAUUUGAUUGCGAUUCACAAUUGUAUCCGGGAUAUUAUGCUGAUCCUGAAUCAAAUUGUCAGAUGUAUCAUAUUUGUCAGCCGGGAGGACGAAAGGAUUCAUUUCUCUGUGCGAAUGGAACGAUUUUUAAUCAGGAGAGACUCGUUUGUGAAUGGUGGCAUAAUGUCGAUUGCUCCCAAGCUAGAGGCAAAUAUUCCGUUAACGAAGCUAUCAUCAAGGAAAUGGAGAAAGUUGAUAGAUUGAACGCGGAGAGAAAAGCGACUCAGGCUUUUGAAGUGAAUGAUAAGAUUUUUCAAAUUCGGGGCGAAAUUCACGAUGCUCAACAACCACCGCAAGGAUAUAGGAUUAAAAUGCAAAUUUUAAGAAAAUAAAAAAUAAAUUUCCAGUCGAAUCGAAGAUGUUCACACUUUUAUGUAAAUCAAAUGACACUCAAGGAUAUAAUUUACACCCAGUAAAAAGAUAUAUUUGACUCAGAGCCAAAUAGUCUUUUUAUUUGUUUCAAAUAAAUUUUAUUUAGUUCAAAUAAAAGUUUUAUUUAUGCCGAAUAAAAUUUUUACAUGAAACAAAUAAUAAAUAAUUUUACUCUCCGGCAAAAGUACUCAAAUUUUA
Messenger RNA from Leptopilina heterotoma, 958 nucleotides. RefSeq lists its product as uncharacterized. Bases 85 to 720 code for a protein of 211 amino acids. Lineage: Eukaryota; Metazoa; Arthropoda; Insecta; Hymenoptera; Figitidae. Gene Ontology annotation, cellular component: extracellular region. Gene Ontology annotation, molecular function: chitin binding. The transcript is spliced from 3 exons. The record is from RefSeq and is a predicted model, not a curated record.